AAAAAGGGGCGGGAGGGAUCGAAAAAGAGAGAGAGAGAGAGAGAGAGAGAGAGAGAGAGAGAGAGAGAGAGAGCAGCGGGGGCAGCUAGAAGGAGCGCACAGCAGAGAGACGAGCGAGUUUAUUUUUAGUGGCAGAAGGUGAAGAAGGCGGGCGAAGAGCACCGCGCGGAGUAGUAUUAAGCGGCAGCACAGUGGCCCGAUGAAGCGGCGUAUGUGACACCGGGUUUUCCUCUCUCUUGCCACCGUCGAGGAAAAGGAGACACCUCGCAGACAUCUUGCUGCCACCGUCCACGCCGUUGAUUCUCUAUACGCUCUGUGGCACGAGCUGUGGUAGCCUCGCCGAAGUUUAACAGCCAGUGGCUUCGGCCAACGGAGGCAAUUGAGAUAUCAUGGCGACGAUAGACGGCCGGCCGGCCCAAUAUGGUAUCACGCUUAAGCAACUCCGCGAGCUUAUGGAGCUCCGGGGACGCGAAGGUGUCAACAAAGUCAACACCUACGGUGGUGUGCAGGAGAUAUGUAAAAAGUUAUAUACAUCACCCAAUGAAGGUCUUAGUGGGUCAACAGCAGACAUACAACACAGGAGAGAUACAUUUGGUUCCAAUAUGAUACCUCCAAAACCUUCAAAAACAUUUUUGCGUUUAGUAUGGGAAGCGUUACAAGAUAUGACAUUACUCAUCUUAGAAGUAGCAGCAUUCAUUUCAUUGUGUCUUAGCUUUUAUCAUGCCAGUACGCAUACAAGUAGCAAAAAAUUCGAUAAUUCUUCUUUCGUUGAACAAGAUGUAGUAGAGGAGGAGGACGAGUCAAAAUAUGAUUGGAUUGAAGGACUUGCUAUAUUGAUUUCUGUAAUUGUGGUAGUCUUAGUGACGGCGUUUAACGACUAUUCCAAGGAAAGACAGUUUAGAGGUCUUCAAAGUCGGAUAGAGGGAGAACACAAAUUCUCGGUUAUACGGCAAGGAGAAGUGAAACAAGUCAUCGUAUCGGAAAUUGUCGUCGGUGACAUUUGUCAGAUAAAAUAUGGAGACCUGUUGCCUGCGGACGGUAUUCUUAUACAAAGCAAUGAUCUCAAAGUGGAUGAAUCUAGUUUGACCGGAGAGUCAGAUCACGUAAAGAAAGGAGAAUCGUUCGAUCCUAUGAUACUUUCAGGUACACAUGUGAUGGAAGGUUCCGGAAAAAUGUUAGUUACUGCAGUAGGUGUUAACUCUCAGGCGGGUAUUAUCUUUACUUUACUCGGCGCUGCUGUUGAUCAACAAGAACAAGAGAUCAAGAAGAUGAAGAAAGAGGCUAAAAAGCAGCGGAAGAAGAAAUCAUUACCAGGAGACGAAGAGAUCACCGGAAACAGUCACGCUGGUAAAGGUGCCGAGAAUCAUCAAGCGGUCGUGCCCGCGAGCGCUGCGGAAGGCAAGAAGGAGAAGAGUGUUCUACAAGCUAAGCUGACUAAACUCGCUAUACAGAUCGGUUAUGUCGGCUCGACCGUCGCGAUGCUCACCGUCUGCGUUCUUAUCAUACAGUUUUGCAUACAAACCUUCGUGAUCGAAGGCAAGUCGUGGCAAAAUGAGUACGCUAACGAAUUAGUGCGGCACCUGAUCAUCGGUGUCACUGUACUCGUAGUCGCCGUACCCGAGGGUCUUCCUCUAGCUGUCACCUUGUCGCUCGCUUAUUCCGUCAAGAAAAUGAUGAAGGACAAUAAUCUGGUACGUCAUUUGGAUGCCUGCGAGACGAUGGGUAAUGCCACUUGCAUUUGCUCGGACAAGACCGGUACCCUGACUACCAAUCGCAUGACCGCGGUGCAAUCGUACAUAUGCGAAAAGCUAUGGAAAACCACGCCGAAUUACUCGGACAUACCGAGCCAACUUGGCGAACUGAUCGUACAGGGCAUGUCGAUCAAUUCGGCGUACACUUCGCGAAUCAUGGAGUCUCAAGACCCCAGCGAAUUGCCGACGCAGGUCGGCAACAAAACUGAAUGUGCCUUACUUGGAUUUGUGUUAGCCUUGGGCAAGAAAUAUCAAACCGUACGGGACGACUACCCUGAAGAAACCUUUACGCGGGUAUAUACGUUUAAUAGUGUAAGGAAGAGCAUGUCGACCGUCAUUCCCAGAAAAGGCGGCGGAUACAGGCUCUUCACCAAGGGCGCUUCCGAGAUCAUUAUAAAGAAAUGUGCCUUUAUAUAUGGUCGCGAAGGGCAUCUAGAGACAUUUACCAGAGAGAUGCAAGAGAAUUUGGUUAAGACCGUGGUCGAACCCAUGGCUUGCGAUGGACUGCGUACCAUCUGUGUGGCUUACCGUGAUUUCGUUCCCGGCAAAGCCGAGAUCAAUCAAGUUCACAUCGAAAACGAACCCAACUGGGACGACGAGGAUAAUCUCGUGAACAAUCUUACUUGCCUGUGUAUCAUCGGUAUCGAAGAUCCAGUGCGUCCCGAAGUGCCAGAAGCGAUCAAGCAAUGUCAGAGAGCCGGCAUCACCGUGCGCAUGGUGACAGGUGACAACAUAAACACCGCACGUUCGAUCGCGCUCAAGUGCGGUAUCUUGAAACCGAGCGACGAUUUCCUUGUUCUUGAAGGCAAAGAGUUCAAUCGUAGGAUUCGAGACAGCAGUGGCGAGGUGCAACAACACCUGAUAGACAAGGUGUGGCCAAAACUACGAGUACUAGCCAGAUCAUCGCCCACCGAUAAGUACGUUCUAGUGAAGGGAAUCAUUGACAGCAAGUUGGAGGAUAGUCGUGAAGUCGUUGCAGUAACAGGCGACGGUACGAACGAUGGUCCGGCUCUGAAGAAGGCCGAUGUAGGCUUCGCCAUGGGCAUCGCCGGUACAGACGUCGCUAAAGAGGCGUCCGACAUUAUACUCACGGACGAUAACUUCAAAUCGAUCGUGAAGGCGGUUCUGUGGGGAAGAAACGUUUACGACAGCAUCGCCAAGUUUCUUCAGUUUCAGCUUACCGUCAACGUUGUUGCGGUGAUUUCCGCUUUCACCGGUGCUUGUGCUGUAAAAGACUCGCCGAUCAAGGCGGUACAGAUGUUGUGGGUAAACCUAAUCAUGGACACGUUAGCGUCUCUCGCCUUGUCCACCGAAAUGCCUACGAUCACGCUACUCCUACGUAGACCAUACGGUCGCACAAAACCACUUAUUUCCAGGACAAUGAUGAAAAAUAUUAUUGGGCAGGCCUUUUAUCAGUUGACUGUAAUUUUUACGCUUCUUUUCGCGGGUGACCAGAUGCUCAACAUUGAUUCGGGCCGCGGAGUGGCAGCGGCGGGCGGCGGACCCACGCAACAUUAUACCUUCAUCUUCAACACCUUUGUCAUGAUGACUCUCUUCAACGAAAUUAAUUCCAGAAAAAUUCACGGUGAACGCAAUGUCUUCCAAGGGAUGUUUUCCAACCCCAUCUUCUAUUUGAUUUGGAUCGGCACGUUUUUCUCGCAAGUGGUUAUCAUACAAUACGGUAAAAUGGCAUUCAGCACCAAAGCGCUAUCGCUCGACCAGUGGUUGUGGUGCCUGUUCUUCGGAAUCGGUACGCUAAUAUGGGGCCAAGUAAUUACGACUAUUCCUACACGCCGAAUUCCCAAAAUUCUUUCAUGGGGCCGCGGCCAGCCGGAUGAAAUCGGCGCGAUCAAUCUAGGAGACGAGAAAUUCGACCCCGACUCGGAUAAAAAGCCGCGCGCAGGACAAAUUCUAUGGAUCCGUGGUCUAACACGGCUACAGACACAGACGAGCAAUAGAACUCUGGUGCAGAAUGUAUCUGUGACAGGCAGAUCCCCUUCUCAGGAUUACUACAUGGUGAUAGGUGGCGAGUUGCAGGAACGUUUGAUACCGGUACCCUACAGCAAGAGUUCGACAGACCAAGCUAUCCGCGUAGUGAACGCAUUUCGGCAGGGCCUAGACACGCGCUACGGCGAGCACAGCAGCACCACCCUGGCGGAGGUACUGAGGAAGCAGUCGUCCCUGAGCAAGCGACUCUCGCAGACGAGCAGCAUCGAGUACGCCGACAACAUACCGGACGAGCUCACUAUACCAGAGAUUGACGUCGAGAGACUCUCGAGUCACAGUCACACCGAGACUGCCGUUUAGAGACGACGCGACAGCGUCGUCAGUAGCGACGCCUACUACUACUACUACUACAACUACCGUUACGAGCACGCCGACGACAACGACGACAACGUCUUCGCCGCCCUUUCGUGCUCGCCGUUUCCCCGUGGCCGUCAGUCGCUCGUCGAAGAGAGAGCGGAGGGCUCGCAGACGAGACCGAGACUGAGAGAAAGAGUGUAAGAGACAGAGGGGGUACGGGGAGAUAGAAAAAGAGCGGAGGGUUCGUUCACAGGUUUAAGUUUCGACGAGUACCGCGUGAUAUAAAAAGAGAUUGUCAUUGAAAGAUGGGGAGGGACGGAACAAGAUUUUUCCUCAAAUCUCAGGUCCGUUCCCAUCGCGAUAUGAACGACUUUUCUGUUAAACGCGUUUUCCGAGGAGACCGAUUUCUUCUCUGAGGAAACGAACCGAUCAUCGCUGUCGAUCGCCGAUCAGCGCUGAUCCGUGCAAACGAACAGAACAUCAAUUAUGAGAAUUACUAAAGUAACGCACCACUGCCUCCUAUUGCGCAGGUCAGGUUGUUACGUGUUCGCCUCCCUUGCGUCUUCUCACCGUAUCACCUUACGUCUCGUCUUUGUGUUUCUCUCUCUUAUCACGUGUGCGUGUGUGCGUAUGUGUGUGUGUGCGUGUGCGUGUGUGUGCGUGUGUAUGCGUGUUUGUCGAGUCCUUUUGUUCCUUAACGCACCGUUUUAUGUGGAAGAAGCGCGACGACGGCCGCAUGAAGAGGGAUACAAGAAGAAAAAAGAAAGAAGAGAAGAAGAGAUAAGACCUGAGGGAGAGAAAGAGAGAGAGAGAGAGAGAGAGAAGGAGAGAGAGAGAAAGAGAAAAGAUUUGAGAAAGAGAAGAAAUUUGAACCUCAAUGUAGAUAAGAUCAUCUCUCAUCUGUUUCUCAUUUUCUUUCUUACCUUCAUCUCCUCACUGCUUCCUGCUCAAGUUUCUGCUUCCUUCUUCCUCACCGACUCUUUCUCUCUCUUUUUCUCUACCUCUCUUUUGAUAUUAUAAUGUUAUUAAUUACCCGAUCUCUCUCUCUCUCUC
This is a messenger RNA of Pseudomyrmex gracilis, 5108 nucleotides long. It is a transcript of the gene PMCA, whose product is annotated as plasma membrane calcium-transporting ATPase 2. The coding region runs from base 390 to 4058 and encodes 1222 amino acids. Gene Ontology annotation, cellular component: intracellular membrane-bounded organelle; membrane. The transcript has 16 exons. The record is from RefSeq and is a predicted model, not a curated record. Gene Ontology annotation, molecular function: ATP hydrolysis activity; P-type calcium transporter activity; ATP binding. Gene Ontology annotation, biological process: calcium ion transmembrane transport; regulation of cytosolic calcium ion concentration. NCBI's taxonomy places the organism in Eukaryota, Metazoa, Arthropoda, Insecta, Hymenoptera, Formicidae.